This is a messenger RNA of Pichia kudriavzevii, 2013 nucleotides long. RefSeq lists its product as uncharacterized. The coding region runs from base 1 to 2013 and encodes 670 amino acids. The record is from RefSeq and is a predicted model, not a curated record. The transcript has a single exon. Lineage: Eukaryota; Fungi; Ascomycota; Pichiomycetes; Pichiales; Pichiaceae.
AUGUCUGUUGACUACAACACUAUUCAUGCACAUCUAAAAAAAUUGAAAGCGCAGGCUGGUUCUGGUGCUGGUGCUGGUGCAAGUGCAAAUUCUGGUGCUGGUGCAAGUGCAGGAGGUCAGAAUACUACACAGCUUGAUGAAGCUACAGCUGUUACCUAUAUAUCAGCCCUCCGCCAAGACUUGAUUGCCUUGGUGGCAUUGAAUAAAGACUCAUCUCCCAUAAGCACCAAGGUUUUAAAUGAAAUCAUUAUAUUUACAAAGACCCUUGAUUACGUUCCAAAAUCGGACCAACUUUUUCAAUUGUUUGACAGUCAGUUGUUUAAAUCAUUGUUCGAUUUACUUCUGGUAGAAAACAUUCCUAUUGAGAUUUUACGUGGAGUUCUGCGGAUCUGUUUAACCUAUCUCGCUGGUGUAUUACCAAAAACUAGAAAACAAGGCAUGUUUAGAGUACUGUUGGGUGUCUUAUGUGAGCAAGUUAGUAAGGAUGUAAACAGAUGUGAUGUUUUGUUUGCAAACCUAACUGCUAGAGUUACUUUUGCUGACUCAAGGAUGAACUUGAACAUUGUUGAUUUUGUUGCCAAAGUUCUGUACAGGUUGAUGGAAACAAUAGGAUCAGUAUCAAAUGACGCAAACUCCUUGAUCUUGGAGGAGCAGUGGUUACUAAAUGUGGUGCGCUCUUUGUAUAACUCAAACUUCUUUGGCAUAUUAUCAUGUGUUAAGGGAAUUGGUGAAAUUGAAGGGAUGACUGGUUUGAGAGGAAGUAUGGAUUUGACUUACAAGUGGUUAAGGGCUAAAAAGUUUACGGAUGAUACAAAUCCAAUCGUAAAAGAGCUUAUAUCAAUGUACAAAGAAGUUGGAAUUGUUAGUGCUCCUUCUGAUACCGAAAUGCUAAGCAUUUUAACUCUUGUUGGUAUCUUAAAACAACCCAAAAGAUCAUUAAAGAAAAUGUUGGUUGAAUGUAACAUGACCUCCAAGUUUCCAAUUCUGAAGUUUAUUUCAAAAAUAAACGAUGAAAUCACUACAACAAAAUCAUUUGACAAAAUAUUUGGUAAUUGGAACACAGACCUUCUUUUCAGUUUACUCAACGUGAGCACUCGUUGUUGGUUGUUCAGUGGGGCAAAAAUUGAGGAUGGUGAUACUGAGAAGGUUUUGAAUAUGGUCAACAUAGUUAUUCAUUGGCUAUCCGAACAGUUACAAAUUGAAAAAACAGGGGAUUAUGAUGACGACGAAUAUGAUAUAGUUACCUUGUUGGAGACAGUGGAUAGUUUUAACUACCAAAAAAUAAAAUCUCUGCAAUUAAAAGAAAUCCAUUCGAAUUUAAACAAAAAAUGGGAAACCGAAAUGGAACCAUUUGAGAAUUUGAUCCAUCAUCAAGUAGUAGCACUUGUUAAAGAUCUGAGAUUUUUCCAACUAAGUAAGGGAUCUUGGGUAUACUCUUCCAACCCGUUAGAGUAUUCAGACAGUCAUCACUACUUUCUUACGGUUAAUUCGAACUCUCAAUCUAUUGUAUACAAAGAAUUUGCCAAGAGGCCUGAAAAAUCUUCUUUCACCCCUAAUUUAGACAAAGACGGUAUUCAUAUUGAAUUCAAAAGUAUCUUGGCUAUUGAGGCUACAAACCUUAAUCCGAAUGUAUCCAAUACUAGCCUCAUUAACAUACAGAGUGAAAGAAUGGAUGUUAAUCACGUGGAAGUUAUAACCAAAACAGGAAUAUUUUCAUUCUACACUGAUACCAAAAUUCUAAAAGACACUUGGGUUGAUGGUUUGCGGAUUUUGGUAGCAGACAGCAAGCCUGAAUCUCCAGAAAAUAUCCCGAUGAAUCUUUCUGUAUCAGAAGAAUUCUUUGCCAAGAACAGUGUUAGUGAAGAAGUUAAAAAACAAGUUAAAACCCUUGAAGACAUUCGUAUUCGUACCCAAAUGUUGAACCUUGAAGACACAGAAAAGGAUAAUCAACAGUAUAUUUCAGAAACAUCCAUUGAUUGGGCAAGUCUCAGCAGUAAUUUUGUGUAUGAAUAG